Messenger RNA from Saprolegnia parasitica CBS 223.65, 736 nucleotides. RefSeq lists its product as hypothetical. The record is from RefSeq and is a predicted model, not a curated record. The transcript has a single exon. The coding region runs from base 50 to 628 and encodes 192 amino acids. Lineage: Eukaryota; Oomycota; Saprolegniomycetes; Saprolegniales; Saprolegniaceae.
CCUGUUCAUCUCGACCGAAAGCUUCAUUUUCCAUUUCAACUUGAGACCCAUGCAGCCCGCUUACGCCCUCCUCGGCUUUCUGGCCUCGGCCAUCGCUUCGGUCACCGCCACCAACGCGUGUGGUGACACGCCGACCCCGACGACGCCCGCCCCGACGACGCCGGCACCCUUCUCGCUCUGCAAGACCUUGACCGACGGCAAGGUGAUCUUUCUUAAAGCCGACAACGGCCGAGGCCUUGGGUACUGUGGCGGCUGCGGAGUUGACGGCUACCCGUACCCGGCCCGCACCGGUGAGUGGGCCCAACCGGUCCAUAUCCGCAUCGUUCCGGGUGGUAAGAUGGCUCUCCAGAGUGAGUAUGGCUCCCAGUACUGGAGCCGCUGCGCCGACUGCAACCCAGCCAACAAGCCCAACCAAGUCGUCUUGCGGUACAAUUCGUUUGACGCGUCCAACACGACCCACUGGUUCUGCGAAGACGUCAGCGAGACGCAGGUCCGCUUCAAGGACAUGGAUGGCCAGUACUUGACGCGCGACGCAGAGAACCCGCCAGCGCUCUAUGGCAACCUCAUCACGAGCUUGCCCUGGAACGCGGCCGCGCCCGAGCCCCAGAAGUGGACCGUGUCGGCUUAGGAGUCGUGCUAAAGAAGUCAGAAGUGUACGACCGUAGCGUUCCGUACUGCUCGAAUCCACCAAGACUUGCAAUAAUCAACAUUGUACUCACAGUAGUGACAUUUGUCA